Messenger RNA from Cooperia oncophora, 297 nucleotides. Lineage: Eukaryota; Metazoa; Nematoda; Chromadorea; Rhabditida; Trichostrongylidae. The record is from the annotation of a GenBank genome assembly.
AUGUUUUCGGACGCUGAAGAUCGUCUGAUGGUGGACCUCUUUCGAGGCUACAAUUCCCUCGUGCAACCCGUACGGAACAAAACCGAACUGCCAAUGAUCAUCAAGAUUGCCAUGCAACUCGUUUUGCUCAUCAAUGUGGAUGAGAAAGAACAAGUGAUGCACACAAACGUAUGGCUUACUCUGAGGUGGCGCGAUUUUCAAUUGCGUUGGGAACCGAAGGACUACGACGGAAUCACUCAGAUUCGUGUUGCGCCCGACAAAAUCUGGUUGCCGGACAUUGUUCUAUUCAAUAAGUGA